CUUUCCCUUGGAGGAAAACAUUGGCGCAGCACUAACAGGCUCGCUCAAUGUCUCAUCACGCCACCUCCGGCAUAACGCCGGAAUCUCUAUUGGCGUCGGGUCGGAGUUCGGAGAAGCUAAGCCUGCCGUCACUGCAAUCUAAAAUGAAGUGUGACCCUGAAGGAUACGAGUCUGAGCUAGUCCUUCUCUACAACCAAUUCAAUUCGUCGUUGGAACUCUUUCAGCAGCAAGCGGCGAUGAGUUUCACCUCUAUUAGUGGCAUUGGUAGCGACUCCUCCGUAGCCAAAGACCUCGGUGACAGGGCUAUGUUCUUGGCUCACGUCACUCCCUUCUAUCCUACGCAUCUUGCUGAUUUCCCCAAGAAGCUGGCGGAUUUGCUUCACUCUGCCGGAAGCACGCUACUUUCUGGGCUUCGGUGUCACCUGACGCAGGCUCUCAUCCUCCUCGUAAAUAGACAGAUUGUUGAUAUUGGGGAAACACUUUCAUUGUUCAUGGAUCUCCAAACCCUUGAUGACAGAACGUUAAGAAAGUUGGCGUUUGAUCAUGUUGUUCAUAGCAUUAGGCGCAUGAAUCAAAAACAUAAAAAUGAAGCCAAGAAUCGAGCACUUCAAAAUGUCUUGUUUGGGAUGCUACAGCAAGAAGAUGUAGCAAGGGCUAAGCAAGCACUGAUCACUCUAUGUGAACUUCACCGGAGGAAAACAUGGUUUGAUGAUAGAACUGCAAAUGCCAUCUGUACAGCUUCCUUUCAUCCAUCGUCAAGGAUCAUGAUAGCUGCUUUGUCAUUUCUUUUGGAUUAUGAGAAGAUUGAAAAUGAUGAAGACAGUGAUGAUUCUAGCAGUGAAGAUGAAUCAUCUGCACAACCUCAAGUUCUCCUCAGUAAGGAGGCAAUUUACAAGGCACACCACAAAGGUACAGUAGCUAGCAAGAAAAAGAAGAAAGCUAAACUGCAGCGUGCCAUGCGAAGCUUGAAAAGACAGCAACGCAUGUCCUCUGGAAACAAGAAUACCACUAAUUAUUCACCACUUAAUCACCUGAAAGAUGCACAGGGUUUUGCUGAGAAGUUGUUCUCUCGCCUUCAAAACUGUAAUGAACGAUUUGAGGUUAGGAUGAUGAUGUUGAAAGUGAUUACUCGAACAGUUGGACUUCACCGAUUGAUUUUACUUAAUUUAUAUCCUUUUCUUCAGAAAUAUGUUCAGCCACAUCAACGAGAUGUCACAAAUUUGCUUGCAGCAGCAGUACAGGCUUGCCAUGAUAUGGUUCCUCCAGAUGCAGUCGAGCCCUUGUUUAAACAGAUAGUAAAUCAGUUUGUGCAUGACCGCUCACGUCCAGAGGCUAUUACUGUUGGAUUAAAUGUGGUGAGGGAGCUAUGCAUGCGCAUGCCCUUGCUUAUGACGGAGGAGUUGCUACAAGAUCUUGCACUAUAUAAGAAGUCACAUGAUAAGUCAGUUUCAAUUGCCUCCCGAUCUCUGAUUGCUUUAUUCAGAGAGGUUUGUCCUUCACUACUUAUAAAGAAGGACCGUGGGCGGCCUAUUGACCCUAAGGCAAGACCAAAAGCCUAUGGAGAAGUUAGUGUUGCAGCUGAUGUUCCUGGUCUUGAGUUGCUACAGACUCUUGACAGUGACAAUGACCAGGAGGACGAUGAUGCAGAUGACUCUAUACUUAGUGGCUUUGGCAGUGAUGGAGAAAAUGGUAAUGAAGAGAACCAAGUGACUGGUGAUGAUGUUGGAAGUGAGGAUGAUGUUGCAGAUGGUAGUGAUGUUGGAUCAGAAAAUGUCGAUAAUGAAACUGAAGAUGAAGAGGACAAUCUCGAAGACAAUGAAAAGGUUGAUGAAGAUGAUGGUGAGGGUAUGGAACAUGAUGAUAGUGAUCUAAAUAUAUCUAGUGAUGCUGAACUAUAUGCAUCUGGUGAUGACGAUUCUCUUAGAUAUGGUGGUGAUGACGAUUCUCAUACAUCUGGUGAUGAUGAGAGCGUUGAUAUAAAGAGUAAGAGUAAUCAACCCUCGGACAAAAAAAGGAAGUUUACUGAUUCUGGUGAACAACUCAAUGUUGGUGAUGCAAGUCUUCGAGCUCUGAAGAAAUUAGCCAAAACAGAUGGAAUACUUUCUAAUGAGGACUUCCAAAGGAUCAAGGAGCUAAAGACAAAGAAGGAAGCUAAAAGUGCAUUGGCUCAGCAUGGGUUAGCAAAGUCUGCAGCGGUAAAGGUUGCAAGCUCUGAUCAACUUAGUCGGAAACCUAUGGAUCCUGCCAGGCUUGAAGUUCACGUGAGGAAAAAACUAAGCAAAGAUGAAAGAUUGGCAUUGAUUAGAGCAGGGAGGGAGGAUAGAGGAAAAUACAUGGCUCGAGCAGCUGUCAAACAGAAAAAGACGGGUGGCUUGAGCAAUCGCCAGAAAGAGCAUAAGAAGAAGAUGCCACUGGCGGCAAAGAGAGAUAAGGCGGCGAAAUCUCGUUUAGAGAAAAAGAAAAAGCACAACCGGUCUGGCAAACAGUUCCGAGGGAGGAAAGCCUGGAAAUAGCCGCUCAUAUGCGCACACUUUAUGAGCAAUGCAGUUUUGUUUUUCAUCUUUUGCAGCCAUCUAUGUCAUUAUCAUAGGAGCUAAAAAAUUCACUUGGGUUCUUUUUUCCUCCUCCUAGUAUCAAAAGGAAUGUAAUGGAAUGUAAUAUAGUGAUGAUGAUAAUUGGAAUUGGAAUAUUUUUAAUUUUCAUAUUUAAUUUAAUCAUAAUAUAGGCCGAAAAAGACUAAAUGACCCCCAUGCUUUCCUUCCUCCACAA
Neltuma alba is the source of this 2769-nucleotide messenger RNA. RefSeq names its product protein SDA1 homolog. The transcript has 15 exons. NCBI's taxonomy places the organism in Eukaryota, Viridiplantae, Streptophyta, Magnoliopsida, Fabales, Fabaceae. Bases 48 to 2513 code for a protein of 821 amino acids. The record is from RefSeq and is a predicted model, not a curated record. Gene Ontology annotation, biological process: ribosomal large subunit export from nucleus; ribosomal large subunit biogenesis. Gene Ontology annotation, cellular component: nucleolus.